Molecule: messenger RNA, 1461 nt
Organism: Ricinus communis (castor bean)
Lineage: Eukaryota; Viridiplantae; Streptophyta; Magnoliopsida; Malpighiales; Euphorbiaceae
Product: 18S rRNA (guanine-N(7))-methyltransferase RID2
Exons: 9
Coding region: 268-1143 (291 amino acids)
Biological process (GO): rRNA (guanine-N7)-methylation
Cellular component (GO): nucleolus
Molecular function (GO): rRNA (guanine) methyltransferase activity
Source: RefSeq, a predicted model, not a curated record
GAAUGAAAGAAAACAAAACCUAAAACCCUAAAAUUGAGAAAUUAUUCAAUCUGCCGUCGCCCCUUUCUCUUGGUUUUCCGGCUAUAAACCUCCACCAUUCGACACCACAGCUAGAGACUCCACUUGUCACCGGCGCAAACCCGAAACCUCAAUAACCCAGUCGUCACACCGUACCCUUCUUUUCGUAGUGUUUGACAAUUGUUAGUAUUAUUAUUUUGAUAUUCGAGGAAUUUAUUUAAUUGCUAGUGUCCCGGUAAUUUGAGUGAGAUGUCAAAUCGGCCUGAAUUGCUAGCACCACCUGAGAUAUUCUAUGAUGAUUCUGAAGCUCGUAAAUACACUUCUUCUUCUCGUAUUAUUGAAAUUCAGGCAAAGCUAUCAGAGAGAGCAGUAGAGCUUCUUGCUUUACCAGAAGAUGGAGUCCCUAGAUUACUCCUCGACAUUGGUUGUGGAUCAGGACUUAGUGGAGAGACACUGACAGAAAAUGGGCACCAAUGGAUUGGCUUAGACAUUUCACGAUCAAUGCUUGACAUUGCACUGGAGCGAGAGGUUGAAGGGGAUCUUUUACUUGGUGAUAUGGGCCAGGGGUUGGCUCUUCGUCCUGGAGUUAUUGAUGGCGCCAUCAGUAUCUCUGCUGUUCAGUGGUUAUGCAAUGCGGACAAGUCCUCUCAUGAACCGAAACUAAGAUUGAAGGCUUUCUUUGGAUCAUUAUAUAGAUGUCUUGGUAGGGGAGCAAGAGCAGUGUUUCAAGUGUAUCCUGAAAACCUAGCCCAGCGCGAGUUGAUUUUGAGAUCUGCAAUGCAUUCUGGAUUUUCUGGCGGUGUUGUUGUUGACUAUCCACACAGUACCAAGAGCAGGAAAGAAUACCUGGUCCUCACUUGUGGACCACCAUCCAUAAACACAGCCAUUCCUGAGGGGAAAGGAGAAGAUGGAGAAAGUUGCUCUGAUGAAGAAAAUAGUGAAGAUGGAGAAAAUCAGACAGUUCGCUUUUCAGACAGGCACAGGCCUAGGAAAAAACAAAAGUUUUCCAAGAAAGGGAAGGGCAGAGACUGGGUACUGAGGAAAAAGGAGCAAAUGAGAAGUAAAGGAAAUAUUGUGCCUCCCGACACAAAAUACACUGCCCGAAAGCGGAAGGCUCGGUUUUGAUAUCUUAUUAUCUAGACUUUGCAUGAUGUUCCAAAGUGUAUACAUAAAUAUGUAUUGCUUUUUAAGCUGUUGCUUGGUCGAAUCCAUAGUAGAGGUGACUGAAUUAAGGUGGAUAGUAGUCUCAUGGAGCAUUUUACUUAGUUGCAUAAGCAUGAAGGUUUUGUGGUUGCCAUUGUUUAUUUUAGAUGCUGUAUGCUUUUGGAGGAUAUCAGGAAGGUGGAAUGGCCUGCAAGUUUUGUUGCUCUUAAUGUUUUGUUUGUAUGUGAUUUUGUUAAUCUCUAUAGCAAGAAGCUUCCCCUCUCUGCAUUGCUAACUUCA